AGGAGUCGCGCAUCGUGUCUUGGCGAGGAGUCGCGGCGGCUGUCGAAAUUACCAGCCCAAAAACAAAUGCCCCAACUCCUGCAGAAACCCUAACCCUACCUCGCCUGCCAUGGAUCUUCUCCAGUCCUCGUACGCGCCGGACGACGAGGAGGCGGCGGCGGCGUCCUCCCCGGACUCGUCCCCUCUCCGCCUCCCCUCCAAAUCGGCUGCCCCCGCCGUCGACGACACUGCGCUGGCCCUCUCUGCCGCCGCCUCCACCUCCCGCCCGCUCGACCCCUCGCUCCACCUAGUCGCCUUCAACCCCACCGCCGACCAGCUCUGGGCACCCGUCCUCGGGCCCCAGCACCCCCACGCCCCCAUCUCCUCCGCAUCCGGCAACCGCAACCACAAGCUCGGCCACGUCGAGGAUGCCGCGGUCCUCCCCUUCCUCUUCGACGAGCAGUACAACACCUUCCACCGAUUCGGCUACGCCGCCGACCCCUCCGGCCUCCACAUCGUCGGCGACGCGCAGCCCAAGGCGCCCGACCCCGACACCGUCUACAACCUCCGCCCCUCCGAGCACAAGCGCCGCCGCCUCCAGUCCAAGACGGACAACCAGGACGAGGAGCCCCUCCCGCCGGAAGCCACAAACCCGGCCUCCGACGAGUGGAUCCUCCACAACAAGAAGAGCCCCUGGGCGGGCAAGAAGGAGGGACCGCCCGAAGAGCUCACCGACGAGCAGAGGCAGUACGCUGAGGCGCACGCCGCCAAGAAGGCUGAGAAGGAGGCCCGCGGCGAAGGGAAGGGAGAGAAGGCGGAGAUUGUGGUCAAGAGCACCUUCCACGGGAAGGAGGAGAGGGACUACCAGGGACGGUCGUGGAUCACGCCGCCCAAGGAUGCCAAGGCGACCAACGACCACUGCUACAUCCCCAAGAGGUGUGUGCAUGAGUGGGUCGGGCACACCAAAGGGGUCUCGGCGAUCAGAUUUUUUCCAAAGUAUGGGCACCUGUUGCUGUCUGCGAGUAUGGAUUGUAAGAUUAAGAUCUGGGAUGUGCUUGAGUCACGGACGUGUAUGCGCACAUACAUGGGGCACUCAAAGGCGGUGAGGGAUAUAUCGUUCUCCAAUGAUGGGACCAAGUUCUUGAGUGCUGGGUAUGACAGGAAUAUACAGUACUGGGAUACCGAGACAGGGCAGGUGAUCUCGACCUUUUCUACUGGGAAAGUCCCUUAUGUUGUGAAGCUGAAUCCUGAUGAGGAUAAGCAGCAUAUUCUCCUUGCGGGAAUGAGCGACAAGAAGAUUGUGCAAUGGGAUAUGAAAUCAGGCCAGAUCACGCAGGAGUAUGAUCAGCAUUUAGGGGCUGUGAACACCAUAACAUUCGUAGAUAAUAAUAGGAGGUUUGUGACGUCCAGUGAUGACAAGUCUCUUCGUGUGUGGGAAUUUGGCAUCCCUGUGGUGAUUAAGUAUAUCAGCGAGCCACACAUGCACUCAAUGCCAUCCAUUGCACUGCACCCGAACUCCAACUGGCUGGCUGCACAGAGCUUGGACAAUCAGAUACUGAUAUACAGCACAAAGGAGAGGUUCCAGCUUAAUAAGAAGAAGAGAUUUGCUGGCCACAUUGUGGCUGGUUAUGCUUGUCAGGUGAAUUUCUCUCCUGAUGGGAGGUUUGUAAUGUCAGGAGAUGGUGAGGGUAGUUGCUGGUUCUGGGAUUGGAAAAGCUGCAGGAGAUUUAAGACAUUGAAGUGCCACAACGGAGUUUGCAUUGGAUGCGAGUGGCACCCAUUGGAAACUAGCAAGGUUGCAACAUGCGGAUGGGAUGGUGUAAUUAAAUACUGGGAUUGAAUUUCGACAGGAAGAUUGCAUUAGAUGCUGGGGAAGGAGUUUACAACAAUCCAAUCCACAAGGACUGAACUUAAUGGGUUACUGUAAGUUAACAUGCUCGUUUAGAGAAACUUACUCUGAAGAGGGAGAACAAAAAUCUUCACGCUUCAUGGGAUACUGUAAGCUGCAUGCUCGUUUAGAGAAACUCAAUUUCAUGAAGCAGAAUUAUAGAUUGUGUUUUUCAGCCACUGUCGAGGUCUUUCUGCCCUUGCUAAAGGUUGUGAUACGGAUGGCACCAAUUCAAUUUUGAACUGUAUCUCACCGCUAGUAACUUGUUUUCAGUUUCUGUUCAUCUUGUUGAUUCCAACUUUUGUAGUACCUGAGAGGCAGGCUUGUAUACUUGAAAAGAAUGCUACUAGUUGCCCGUGCUUGUUAACAUAUGUAGCCGAUGUGUGGUUU
Messenger RNA from Phragmites australis (common reed), 2257 nucleotides. RefSeq lists its product as uncharacterized. The record is from RefSeq and is a predicted model, not a curated record. The transcript is spliced from 2 exons. Bases 110 to 1819 code for a protein of 569 amino acids. Lineage: Eukaryota; Viridiplantae; Streptophyta; Magnoliopsida; Poales; Poaceae. Gene Ontology annotation, biological process: mRNA splicing, via spliceosome. Gene Ontology annotation, molecular function: protein binding; mRNA binding. Gene Ontology annotation, cellular component: catalytic step 2 spliceosome.